GUAUCCAUUGGCUCCCGCCAUGGGGAGCCAAGGAGGGUAUUCAAGCAGCAAGUUGACCCAUGGCGCAACUGAUCGCUGGCAGGUUUCAGGCGAGGCGAACUUUCUUGGUGCUUGGAGCUUCACCAAAGUCUCGGAGAAGAUCGGCUCGGGGUCCUUUGGUGAUAUCUACAUGGGCAUCAACAUCACAACGGGUGCCCCUGUGGCUAUCAAGCUGGAGUCCGUCAAAGCCCAGCACCCGCUGCUCGUCUUCGAGUCGAAGCUCUACAAGCUGAUCUCCAAUGGCGUGCAAAUUCCGGCGGUGCAUUGGUAUGGCGUGGAAGGGGAGUACAAUGUGAUGGUCAUUGACCUCCUCGGACCUUCCUUAGAGGACCUCUUCAACUACACUGACCGGAAGUUCACCCCGAAGACCAUCGCAUCGCUGGGGCAGCAGAUGAUUGAUGCCAUUGAGUAUGUCCAUUCGAGAGGCUUUCUUCACCGGGAUAUCAAACCCGAGAACUUCCUGAUGGGCGUCCAGAAGAAAUCGGGCGACGUGUACAUCAUCGACUUCGGUCUCGCGAAGCGAUACCGAAAUCCACGGACCAAUCAGCACAUUCCCUUCAGGAACGAUCGUAAGCUGACAGGCACGGCCCGCUAUGUGAGCAUCAACACCCACCGGGGGAUUGAACAAAGUCGAAGAGACGACUUAGAAGCCAUCGGAUAUGUUCUGAUGUAUUUCUCCCGUGGAAAUUUGCCGUGGCAAGAGCGCUAUCUGGGCGGUGGGAAGGGGGGUACCAAGGAGGAUAAAUACAAGCGCAUCCUCGACAAGAAGGAAAGCACCUCACUGGAACUUCUAGGCAAGUCAGCCCCCCCAGAGUUGAAUGCCUACAUCUACUACGCGCGGAAUUUGAAUUUCGAAGAUCGUCCAGACUACGCUUGGUGCCGCUGGCAGUUCAUCAUGAUCCUCAUGCGGGAGGCUGGAAAUGGCUUUGACCGCAACGUGGAUUGGGAUUGGGAGGUUCGCUAUGUGCACGAGAAGGCGGAGACCGUGGCACGCUAUGGCGAGGGCGCGGUGGAUCAGGAGCUGCCCUUGGCGGACAAGCUCCGUAGAGACGGGGACAGGAGCCGCAAGUCGGCGCCCGUGUUCAACACCCAGGCGGCUACGAAGUCCCAACCGCCUCCCGAUGGACUGAGCCCUCAGGCCAACAUGGAUUCGCAUUCCGCGGGACACCAUGUGCACGGCACCGACGUGUCAGAGAAUGCCCCCAAUGCGGAGACCCUGGCAACGGUCGGCACCCCUGUUUCGAAGGGCGUCAAGAUCUGGGGCGAAGGAAAACUUUUGCGACAGGAAGAUGAUAAAGGAGAGCUGUUGCAGCUGAGUAAUCCUAUGGGAACCUCCUUCACGAUUGGACGUGGGAACAGCUGUGAUGUAGCCCUCACUGGGCUCACAGGUAUUAGCGUGUCGCACUGCAGCCUGAGGAUGCAGGAGGACGGCAACGACUACCCCACCGUCAUUUUAAGUGACACAUCUUUAAACGGCACCUUCGUGGAUGGCACGUUGGUCGGAAAGGGCAAUGAGGUGACAGUACCAAACGGUGCCGUUCUCACCUUCAUCAAGGGCAAACAAUAUCCACAAGUGACGCUGGCAUGCCCUGUGACAUCUCCAAUGCCAAAUCGGAAGUCCUUGGAGCAAUUGAGGAUUGACAGCCCCUUUUUGAGAGUGCUCCAAGAACUUGAGAUGGCACAAUGGUUUGUCAUCACAACAUGUCCUGUAGCUGGUGCCCGGUGCCAUGGCAGCGCCUAUGCCAUGGCAGGGACUAGAGGCACUUGCGGUUCAGCCUUGAAAAUCAUUGAAACUCAGACAAGGGGCCAUGGCGACGCUCCAAGUGGAGAGGGCCAAUCGUACCAGAGGCCUGCAGAACUUGGGCAACAGCUGUUUCAUGAAGCCUGGCAGUGGCAGCUUUCAGGUGGUGCCAAGUGGAAUAGUGGCCUGCAAUGCUUGGUGAACAUCCCCCCGCUGCGUGAUGCCUUGCUUGCCGAUGACUCCUGGGAGCCAGGUUCCAUCUACGCCAUUCUGGCGAAUUUGGUGCGAAACAUGUGGGCGCGAAGCCCUGGGGAUGCCUUGGCAGUGAGCCCUGAUGAGUUGAAGAAGGCCACCCUGAAACUCUUCCCCACUUUCGAGGACUACGAGCAACAGGACGCCAUGGAGUUCCUAGAGCUUUUGAUCAAUGCAUUGGUCGAGGGAACUGAAGUCGGGGAUGAUGACCAAACGGCUGAGAAGAGAGCAUCCUCCGCCACCGGGGACGCUUUCGCCCGGCUGCUGGGGGGGUUCUUCCAGACAGAGCUGCGGUGCCCGCGGUGUAGCAAGGAGUGGUCCAAGGCAGAGGAUUUUUUUUCCAUCAGACUCCCUAGUCACUCUCCGUGUGAACGUGACGACUUUACGGUGAUCCUGAUUUCGCGACCUUCGUCGCUGCGGCCCAUCCUGGAACAUCGGGUCUCAGUACCGAAGCCUGCGCAGGUCUGCAGGCUGCUGGAUGUGAUUUGCCCCAAGGCAGAGGUUGAUAGAGAGCUGUGUCUCGCAGCAGUGCUGGAGGAUGGAAAAUGGCGGCAUUUUGAGGAGGACCACGAGCUGUUGCCGGGCCAUCUCCCCGUUCUCGUCUACGAGUUGGAAGAUACCGAGGCCAUCCGCGCCUUCGCCGCGGGCAGCGAUGCAGCGGCGGAUGCGGCGGAUGCGGCGGCGCGGCGCGUGUGUCCGGAGGAUGGCAAGGUGUAUACCUUUCCAGAGUUGUUGGCUGCAUAUUCUUCGGACUAUUCUCCUUCAGACUUGCGAGCAUAUUGGCGUGAUGCUAUGGCCCCAGAGUUUGUAAAGGAUGGGAAGAAGUCUCCUGUGGUGGUGCAUGUCCGUGUGAACUGGACUCUGGGACGAAAACUCUUGGGCGUGCCCCUCCUGUUCUGCAUGGACACAAAGACAAACAUGGAGAUGCUGAUUGAUGCGAUUCAGGUGCAACUGAUGUUGAGGUACAACGUGGACGCGACUGACUGGAGCCUAUUCCAAAGCAGCGCAGGUUGGGAUGCCCUGCACGCUGAGACGCAGCUGCGCAGUGAUGGGCUGGUGACGUUGAGGGACUGCGAACAUUUGGUGCUUCACUGGGACUUUCCGCCCGCCUCUCUGCUGAAAAGUUCCAUUCAGGUGACGCAGUCCCCUGCUUCGCCGCUGGAGGAGAGCCUUCUGAGUUGUUUCCAGUGGCUCACUGACGCCGAGCAGCUCGAUGAGGAGAAUGGGCUUUUCUGUCAGCACUGCGAGCGGAAAGUUGAAGCCUUUAGCAAGGUUUCCCUGGCCAUGCUGCCGCCAGUGCUGAUGCUGCAGCUGAAACGAUUUGACUUCAGAUAUGGGCAGAGACAUCGCCUGAAUGACGCAGUGAGCUUCCCAUUGGAGGGUUUGGAGCUAACGCCCUAUCGCAGCAGCCCUGAAAUGCUACAGAAACUCGUGUCCUCCCAAGAGGCUGAAGAGGCUGAAGAGGCUGGGAAGAGUGAGCCAUUGGACAUGGAUGUGCUGAAGGAAAUGGAUGUGACCUAUGACCUCCUUGGUACUAUCACACAUUCUGGAACAGCUUCCGUUGGUCAUUACCAAGCAUACGUGCGAUCAUGUGAGGACGGUCACUGGUACCUCUACAACGACCACCUGGUCCGCCGUGCAUCCCACGACGAGGUCAAGGCGGACACGCGCGGCACCUACGUGCUGUUCUACCUCUCCAGGGCCUUGAGACCUAGCUCCUGGGAAGAGCCCUUCGUGUUAGCCACGUGA
Cladocopium goreaui is the source of this 3781-nucleotide messenger RNA. NCBI's taxonomy places the organism in Eukaryota, Dinophyceae, Suessiales, Symbiodiniaceae. The record is from the annotation of a GenBank genome assembly.